Camponotus floridanus (Florida carpenter ant) is the source of this 1572-nucleotide messenger RNA. It is a transcript of the gene RnrS, whose product is annotated as ribonucleoside-diphosphate reductase subunit M2 B. The record is from RefSeq and is a predicted model, not a curated record. Gene Ontology annotation, molecular function: ribonucleoside-diphosphate reductase activity, thioredoxin disulfide as acceptor. Gene Ontology annotation, biological process: deoxyribonucleotide biosynthetic process. The transcript is spliced from 8 exons. Lineage: Eukaryota; Metazoa; Arthropoda; Insecta; Hymenoptera; Formicidae. Gene Ontology annotation, cellular component: cytosol. The coding region runs from base 295 to 1461 and encodes 388 amino acids.
AUCGCACAGUCUCAAAAAAGCCGCAAGAAACUAUUGAAGUUGUCGAACGUUGCGAGAAUAAUUUUCGCCAACAAAUCACCUCUUUUCGCCGCAAAAAAUUCAUUUUCGAUCAUUUUUGACAGAACGCGACAGCAAGAGGAAAGAGAGAGACGAAAAGUAUGAAAAUUGGCGGGAUUUGGCGGUAAGACGCGGUCAGCUGAUUGGCGGCUGAUGUUUUGGGCGCGAAGUGCCGGCGAGAGAGGCCAAUGAGACACCGAUGGAGAUAAUUUUGCCGCGUAAGCUACCAAAAACACGAUGGCAUUGCACGAAUGUACCAAGGAAAACGUCCGCAAGCACCUCGAAGAUGUAUCGUUGCACACAUCACCAAAAAAAUCAUGCAUAUCACCAACUAUAUCUCAAGAUGGAUUGAAAAGUGGACUUUCCAAGACAAAAGCCGUGCAAAAAGUACAACUCAAGGAAGAGUUCAAUCCAGAAUUGGAACCACUCCUUCAGGAAGGUCCAAAUCGUUUUGUGAUUUUCCCCAUUCAAUAUCCUGAUAUUUGGGAUAUGUACAAAAAAGCUGUGGCAUCCUUUUGGACCAUAGAAGAAGUACCUCUUCACAAGUUGGAUAAAAAAGACUGGGAAGAAAAGCUUAAUUCUGACGAAAGAUACUUUAUCUCUCAUGUCUUGGCAUUCUUUGCUGCUUCUGAUGGAAUCGUUAAUGAGAAUCUGAUUGAGAGAUUCAGUCAAGAAGUAAAAAUUGCUGAAGCACGUUGUUUCUAUGGAUUCCAAAUUGCCAUAGAGAACAUUCAUUCUGAAAUGUAUUCCUUGCUUAUUGAAACAUAUAUUUCCGAUCCAAAAGAAAAAGAUUUCUUGUUUAAUGCAAUCGAAACACUUCCUAGUGUGGGAAAGAAAGCUAAUUGGGCAUUAAACUGGAUCAAUCACGAGAGUGCCACAUUUCCUGAACGCGUAGUCGCGUUUGCGGCGGUUGAAGGUAUCUUCUUCAGUGGCAGUUUUGCCUCAAUUUUUUGGUUGAAGAAACGGGGAGUCAUGCCAGGUCUCACUUUCAGUAACGAACUCAUCUCACGAGACGAAGGAUUACAUUGCGAUUUUGCAUGUUUAAUGUUUAAACACAUUGUACAAAAACCAUCCUUUGAACGUGUGAAAUCAAUUAUAAUGGAUGCUGUAGAAAUUGAACAGGAAUUUUUGACACAAGCAUUACCAGUCCAAUUGAUAGGAAUGAAUUGUACACUCAUGUGCAACUACAUCGAAUUCGUUGCGGAUAGAUUGUUCGUCGCAUUAGGAUUUGAAAAAGUUUAUCAUUCGGAGAAUCCAUUCUCGUUUAUGAACUUUAUCUCUCUGGAAGGCAAAACAAAUUUCUUCGAAAAGAAAGUAGGUGAAUACAAAAAAUUCGGAGUCGCAGAGGAAGGUUCUCAGAAAAGGAGCAACACAUCGGGUGUAGUAUUUAGUGCGAAUUUUUAAAAGAUUUUUUUUUAAUGUAUAAAUAUCAUAUACAUAUAUAUAUAUAUAUAUUUGCUCCUAGAUGGAGAAAAAAUGCUGUAUAUUAAUGUCCAUAUUUAAUUUUGGAAUAAC